Messenger RNA from Drosophila guanche, 974 nucleotides. RefSeq names its product endocuticle structural glycoprotein ABD-4 (gene Cpr49Ae). Gene Ontology annotation, molecular function: structural constituent of chitin-based larval cuticle. Gene Ontology annotation, cellular component: chitin-based extracellular matrix. NCBI's taxonomy places the organism in Eukaryota, Metazoa, Arthropoda, Insecta, Diptera, Drosophilidae. The record is from RefSeq and is a predicted model, not a curated record. The coding region runs from base 120 to 524 and encodes 134 amino acids. The transcript is spliced from 3 exons.
UUGGGUAUCAUUAAAUAGGAAACGUUUGUUCAAUUAACAACUCCCAGUGCUAGGCCCCAGACUAAAGGAUAAUUCUGAACUUGGAUUACAAUUCUGUGUGUGUGUCGAACCCAAACAACAUGAAAAAUUUCGCUUUGUGCCUGGUCGCCAUGGCGCUGAUGUGCCUGAUCGAGGCGGCUCCGCAGCGGGCGGAGGAGCCCAUUGCGAUCAUCAGCCAGGAGUCCAAUAUCGAACCGGAUGGCUCCUACAAUUAUGCCUAUGAGACGGCCAACGGAAUCAAGGCCGAAGAGACGGGCACCCUGAAGAAGGCCACCUCCCCGGACAGCAGUGACGUGAUAAUUGCCAGGGGCUCUGUCUCCUACACCUCCCCGGAGGGAAAUCUGAUCACACUGAACUACUCGGCCGAUGAUGAGAACGGCUUCCAGCCCCAGGGCGACCAUCUGCCCACACCCCCACCAAUCCCGCCAGCGAUCCAGAAGGCUCUCGACUAUCUGCUGAGUCUGCCGCCAGCCAAGCGCCGCUAAGGCUCUUGAUGAUGCCCGGAUGAUGCCCUCCAGUCCGACCCAUGCCAACACUCUGACCCUGACACUCUACGGUGGAUGUGAUGCUGCUCUGUUGCUGUUACUACAAUACGCUCGUACACCCCGUAAUCUGCUAUCCCUCCUCCAACUAUCUAGACAAUCACACAAGGGCUGAGACCUCCCCCGGAGGCUGUUAGUGGAUUUGACUGAGGAACACACAAACUCAAAAGGAAUUGAGGGACAUGACACGAAACACACACACACACACCCCCCAUACAUGGACUAUCCUUACUCCAUUUUGUCUGCUUUCUUGCUUGCUUUCUUCCACUUUCACUUUGACUUUGACUUUGACUUUGACACGAAUUUCUUCAGAUCUUUUAGUCGCCGGAACUUUGCCAUUUUCGGACUCAUGUGAUAUCGUCGAUUUAUCAAUGAAAUGAAACAAAAUGUAAA